ACGAUUACUGACAUUUAAUCAUACUGCAAGCUUUUCUCCUGCUUGUUUCCACUCUCACUGCGUGAUUACUGUGUGUCUUUCCGUUGGCUGUGUGGAUAUGGUGUUUGAUGCUGAUUUUGAUGGUGGAUUGCGCCUCAAUUCCGGCUCGGCGGCGGACGACGGUGGUAUUACAUCGGCGCUUUUGCGAGACGAGGUAAUGGUGGUUGCUGCGGAGUCAAACGACGCCGCUUUGAGCUCUUCUAAGGAUUCUGUGAUUGUUGAGAUUUCCGAUACCGCCCAUCAAAUUAGCCAAGAUUCAUGGUUACAGGUGGGAUUUGUGCUUACAACGGGGAUAAACAGUGCCUAUGUGCUGGGAUACUCUGGCACGAUCAUGGUUCCGUUGGGUUGGGUUGGUGGCGUGGUCGGACUAAUUUUGGCAACAGCGAUAUCUUUGUAUGCGAAUAUGUUGGUAGCUAAGCUUCACGAAUAUGGAGGAAAGAGGCAUAUCAGAUAUAGAGACCUUGCAGGAUUCAUCUACGGUGACGAAGCCUAUACUAUUACGUGGGCGCUGCAGUAUGUUAAUCUCUUCAUGAUCAAUGUGGGAUUCAUCAUUUUAGCUGGCAGUGCCCUUAAGGCUCUUUUCGCACUCUUCCAAGAAGAGUCGGGUAUGAAGCUUCCAUACUGCAUUGCGAUUGCUGGCUUCGCGUGUAUCCUUUUUGCAAUUGCCGUACCCCAUUUAUCAGCACUACGAGCAUGGCUGGUAUUUUCGACAGUUCUUAGUCUGGUGUACAUUGUCACCGCAAUUGGACUAGCUCUAAAAGAUGGCAUCGAAGCUCCUCCCCGAGACUACGGCAUUCACGGAACGACGACAAACAAAAUUUUCACUACCAUCGGUGCAUCAGCAAACCUCGUUUUUGCAUUCAAUACCGGAAUGCUUCCAGAAAUACAGGCUACAGUGAAGCAGCCAGUUGUCGACAACAUGUUGAAAGCUCUGUAUUUCCAAUUCACAGUUGGUGUUCUGCCAAUGUACGCCGUUACCUUCAUUGGUUACUGGGCAUAUGGAUCGGAGGCAUCGGCCUACUUGCUGCACAACGUCCACGGCCCAGUCUGGUUGAAGGCCGCGGCCAACAUCUCAGCUUUCCUACAUACGAUCAUUGCUUUGCACAUCUUUGCAAGUCCAAUGUACGAAUAUUUGGAUACGAAGUACAAUCUGAAAGGAAGCGCCCUAGCAGCACGCAACCUGUCGUUCAGAGUUGUGGUGAGAGGCGGCUACUUGGGCAUAACGACCUUCGUCUCAGCAAUGCUGCCGUUCCUGGGAGACUUCAUGAGCCUCACGGGAGCGCUGAGCACGUUCCCUCUGACGUUCAUUCUGGCGAACCACAUGUAUAUGAUGGCGCGGAAGCACAAGCUGACGUCGCUGCAGAAGAACUGGCAUUGGCUCAACAUCCUCUUCUUCGAAGGCAUGGCUCUUGCAGCCGCGAUUGCUGCGCUGAGGCUCAUUGCUGUUGAUUCGAGUAACUACCAUCUCUUUGCUGAUUUGUAGGUUUAUAUUUAUUCGAGGGUAGUUUUUUGCCCCUCCAUCUUUUUUAAUUGCAAUUGAAAUGUCCAUUUUAGUUUAAAUGUAAUUGAAUAAUAGGUAUUGUAUGAACUUACAUUUGGAUGUAAAUAUCUAUAUCAAUGGAGAAGCCAUCUUGUAGAAUUA
Molecule: messenger RNA, 1681 nt
Organism: Salvia hispanica
Lineage: Eukaryota; Viridiplantae; Streptophyta; Magnoliopsida; Lamiales; Lamiaceae
Product: proline transporter 2-like
Source: RefSeq, a predicted model, not a curated record